Messenger RNA from Lactuca virosa, 884 nucleotides. The record is from the annotation of a GenBank genome assembly. NCBI's taxonomy places the organism in Eukaryota, Viridiplantae, Streptophyta, Magnoliopsida, Asterales, Asteraceae.
CGGGUAGCUUUUCAUUGUCUCCUCCUCCCAUUUUGCGUUGUUCCAAAGUAUUCCACUUCUUACGUAUCAACAAAAACACACAAAGAUGAUGAUCCAUUUUCAAGCGCACAUGAUAAUCAUGUUUUUCAUCUUCUUUUUCCUCGGAGCUUCAGCCAUGGCUGAAGCUGGACCACGGAACCCACUAGUGGACCUCUCCACACCGGAUGAAUUAUUAAGUCUAGCUGGCUAUGGAGAAGAAAAGCUCUCCACGGUGAUUGUUGGCGGGACUUUACACUGCGAUACAUAUUUCAAUAGGAAGUCCAUUUCGCAUCCAAUCUCCGGAGCAUUGGUUGCGGUUUCAUGUGAUAAUAACAAGAAAAGAAGUAAAUCGAACUGGGUAAGAGGAAAAACUGACGAAUAUGGAGAUUUUCUCAUUGAUCUUCCUUCUCAUCUUCAUGCGAUUUCAAACAUGGAAAAGAGAUGUGUUGUUAGAAUUGUUCAUCUACCCAAGAUAUCUCCCUGCCACAGGCGGUUUACCAGUAAACACAUAAGGAUAAAGCUGACAUCAUCAGGGAACGGAAUUCGUACAUAUUCAACUGAUGAGAUUCAUCUGGGACAUAAACAACAACAUUCACAGCCAUCCAAGAAUAUACGAAGCAAGGGAAUAAGGAAAACAGCACAACACAUGUUGUGAUGAUAAGGAAUUAUAGACCCUCUCACGAAUCACAAUGGCGCUGCAGUCACAACAGUGAGUACUUGUGGAAAUUGAUAUUGGUUUAUCCUUCGGUUUGUAUGUAUACUUAAAUUCCAGGCAAAUCCUAAGAGAGAAUGCAUGUACAUAAAAAUAUAGUAUUUCCUUGUAAGAAAGAAGGUAUUAUAUAGUAAUAUAUAAUACAAAAGAGUAU